Plasmopara halstedii is the source of this 204-nucleotide messenger RNA. RefSeq lists its product as uncharacterized. NCBI's taxonomy places the organism in Eukaryota, Oomycota, Peronosporomycetes, Peronosporales, Peronosporaceae. The transcript is spliced from 5 exons. The record is from RefSeq and is a predicted model, not a curated record. Bases 1 to 204 code for a protein of 67 amino acids.
AUGUCGUCUUUGCACGCUCUGCCACUGUUUUCCUACUGGAAUGGAUUAAGCGCAUCUUACGUCCCGAAAUAUGUGCGGAAGCAGCCUAGGUGUACAAGCAUGGUCGGCUUGUACUUUAUCUUAAAAAUACAAUCGUCAACGAAGGAUUACAUCUCCAAACAUUCUGUGUCAGAUAUGGAGUUGAAGGAGUGGCUAGGCGACUAA